AUGCAUGACAAGCAGAAUGAUCUCAACCGUCUUACAGAUCAGUGUGUUCGGUUUCGAGAUAAGAACCUUGCCUUUACGGAUAUAACCAUCGAUGACGUCACCAAUUUUUGUGUAUCACAAGCUAUGAAAACGAUCCAAAGGAGAACACAAAAAUAUGACUUUUCUACGCCUGUUACUUUGUACAUUCUUGAAUUAUACCGGAAGAUGUUACAGCGCAACACCGGAAGUAAUAGCCUUCGUCCAUUAAAACGACGGGAAAUUACACCAAACAUGAGUCGUUAUGACGCCCUUACAGAGUUGUAUAUAUCAUUAGCGAAUGACAGUCCAGCAUUUCUUAUACAGCACCGAACUUUUCUUCUAUUAGUUGAAGAAGCUUUGGAAAGACACCUUCCAUACUGGGAUAUCCGAAUAGACCAAAAUAUGUCCGACCCUAAAACGUCUAUCAUCUGGACACCGGAAUAUUUCGGAGAUGGGUUAGGGACAGUUGUUACUGGACAAUUUUCAAACUGGAUGUCUAGAAACGGUUUACCGUUAUCGAGGGAAAUUGGAAAGAUUGGAACUCUCUUCAGCCAAGAACAUUUCGACCACAUUAUGUCACUUCAAAAUCAUUAUGAUAUUCUAGAGCCAAACAAAUUUCCUCAGAACAGCUUGGAGUUCUUAAGCACCGGGACGAAACUGUGGGUGAAGGGAUUAUCCACUUCUGCUGACAGAUUUACGCUUGACCCUGUCGUUAUCAUGAUUGAUGCUUUUAUCGACUACGUUUGGGAAAGUUUCUGGAAGCAGCUUGAAGUAAAUUCCAUAGAUCCUAGAGAUGACUACGAAGGACAAAAUGAUCUCGAUCUCGACAUAUUUGAGAAGAACGUGUUAUAUAACCAUCGAGAUAUGUAUGAUCAUUCCCUACCGUGUAAAUCAUGUGAUACAAACAUUGAAAAUGUAUGUAAAGAAGCCAAAUGCCAAGUAAAGGACAAUGUUUUGCUUCCAACGAAAAAAACAACAAAAACACACGAAACUACAUUUCAUAUUGGAACUAAAAACCACAGAGUAAAACGCAACACAAAUAACGUGUUGAAUUGGGAUGCCAUUUAUGAUUUUUUCAAUCGUUUACGAUCUUCAAGACUGGUUAUGAGAAAUAGGUUAACUGGUCCACAGCGAGCAAGAGCCGCCAUUGCAGCGAUUGGACCACUUCCUAUCGGACAAAGAUUUACAUCGCCAUUCACGGAUCCACGAACAAGAGGCGAUCCUCUCCCGACUGGUCCUCUUCGUUCGAGGUUAAGAAGAGGGUUUUAUCCAGUACCGCGUCCUCGCGGAGGUACUCAAAAUGUUCUGGACUAUAAACAAAAAAUUAGGAAUCAAAAUGUUGGUGCACAGUUCAAGUCGAUACUGACAGAUGUUCGAACAAAAGUCAAUCCGCUGUUAAUUAAAACAUUCAAACCAGGAGCGAAUCAAAUCAAACAUGAAGGAAUUAACGAUUUUCAGAUGAAGCAUAAAACUGCACAAGGGAAGUGA
Messenger RNA from Ylistrum balloti, 1506 nucleotides. RefSeq lists its product as uncharacterized. NCBI's taxonomy places the organism in Eukaryota, Metazoa, Mollusca, Bivalvia, Pectinida, Pectinidae. The transcript is spliced from 3 exons. Gene Ontology annotation, molecular function: oxidoreductase activity. The record is from RefSeq and is a predicted model, not a curated record. The coding region runs from base 1 to 1506 and encodes 501 amino acids.